CUACCCGCUCUCCAGCUCUCAGUCCCACUCCAGCCCAGACUCCAGCAUGACCGGCUCCUGCUGCGGAUCCUUCUCCUCCCAGAGCUGUGGGGGAGGCUGCUACCAGCCCUGCUGCUGCCGCGACCCCUGCUGCUGCCGCCCAGUGUCCUGCCAGACCACAGUGUGCCGCCCUGUGACCUGCGUGCCCCACUACACCAGGCCCAUCUGUGAGCCCUGCCGCCGCCCCAUCUGCUGCGACCCCUGCGGCCUGCAGCAGGGCUGCUGCCGCCCCAUCACCUGCUGCCCCAGCUCCUGCACCGCCGUGGUCUGCAGGCCCUGCUGCUGGGCCUCCACCAGCUGCCAGCCCAUCUCGGUGCAGGCUCCCUGCUGCAGGCCGCCCUGCUGCCAGCCUGCCCCCUGCCGCACCACCUGCAGGUCCUCCCCCUGCAACACCUGCUGCUGAGCCGUGAGCUGAGCACCUGGGACCAGAGCCAUCCUUUAGAGAACAGUCAUGUCCCGGUUUCUCCGCGUAACCUCCUGCCCUUAACCACCGAUGCCCUAACAACCAGCUUGUGAAUGGAGGCCUAGAACUUCCCUUUAAGGCUGUGCAAGUCUUUGCCCUUCUUUCUGUCUUGGGUCUAA
Molecule: messenger RNA, 621 nt
Organism: Psammomys obesus (fat sand rat)
Lineage: Eukaryota; Metazoa; Chordata; Mammalia; Rodentia; Muridae
Product: keratin-associated protein 2-1
Exons: 1
Coding region: 47-442 (131 amino acids)
Cellular component (GO): keratin filament
Source: RefSeq, a predicted model, not a curated record